CCAGGGGUCAGGGCUUUUCAUCGUUGGUGAUUUCCCUCUAAAGGCUCAAGGGAAAUUAGUUGAAUAGGGCGGAACCCUCAGGAUAAACUUGAAUAUAACCUGUACUUGGAGAAAAUACUUGGCUUUCGAUCUGCUUUAGCUGGAACAGCAUGCCGACGCAGCUGGAGAAUGCGAUGGACACCUUAAUCAAGAUCUUUCAUCACUAUUCAGCAAAGGAAGGGGAUAAAUAUAAACUCAACAAAGGAGAACUCAAACAGCUCCUCACCAGCGAACUCACUGACUUCCUUUCGUGUCAAAAGGAUCCCCAGUUGGUUGAUAAGAUUAUGAAGGAUCUGGAUAGCAAUAAAGACAAUGAAGUGGAUUUUAAUGAAUUUGUGGUUCUGGUUGCUGCAUUAACUGUUGCAUGCAAUGAUUUCUUUGAAGAGCAAAUGAGGAAAAAGGGCGACUAGGAAACGGUUGCAAUGGACCUUUUGGACAUGGAAGAAAGUAGCUUCAACUGAAACAAUUUUUCACCUUUUGAUUUUCCCCAGUACUGGUGCUUGGCCUUCCCUUCUCCUCCACCAGCCCAAGCUAUCCUACCAAUGUUCUUUCAUCAGAUUCUUUCUGAUACUUGCAAACGUAAACAAUUUGUCCUUAAAUAAGAUGUGUUUAAAUACUAUCCACUUGUAGAUCAAGGUGCACAGCUGAAUAUUGUUUGUGUUACUUUUAUUAUUAUUAUUAUUAUUUUAUCUAUUAAAUUUAAUAGACCGCCCUACCCCCAAAGGGCUGAGGUAGGGCGGUCUACCUACAAUAAAACCAACAACAAGCAGUGACAAAACAUAAUACAACAAUAUAAAUCAAAAGGUGCAUUAAAAUCCAUUAAAACAGUAGUAGCAUCAUAAUUCAGAUGAACCAUAUUUAGGAUGGCGUCCAAACCCCAAACUACCUACCUUCUGCCCCCAGGGGAGGGGAUCGGCAGAUCGCCGCAGAUGGAAACCAGAUGGUACACGGGGCAUCAGGAGGGAGCGGACAAUCUGCGGCUAGCCUCCCCAAAGGCCCAGUGGAACAGCUCAGUUUUGCAGGCCCUGCAGAACUCACCAAGGUCCCACAGGGCACUAACAGCUGGAGGAAGAGCGUUCCACCAGGCAGGGGCCAGGGCCGAAAAAGCCCUGGCCUGGGUAGAGGCCAGCUGCAUCAUUGUGGGGCCCAGGAACCACCAAUAAAUUUGCCUCUGCAGAACGCAGAGGCCGAACUGGGACAUAUGGGGCAAGGUGGUCUCAUAGGUAUGAGGGCCCAGGCCACAAAGGGCCUUAAAGGUCAACACCAACACCUUGAAGAUGAUCCAGAAUUCCACUGGGAGCCAAUGCAAGUGGCGCAACAUGGGGGAGAUGUGGUCCAGAACCGAGCCAGCUGUGAGAAGGCGAGCCGCCACAUGUUGGACCAGCUUCAAUAUCUGGAUCAGCUGCAAGGGAAGGCCCGCGUAGAGCAACUUGCAAUAGUAUAACAUGGAGGUGACUGUUGCAUGGAUCACUGUGGCCAGGUCAGCCUGGAAGAGAUAGGGGGCCAGCCGCCGGGUCUGACGAAGUUGAAAGAAAACAACCUGGAGUGAAAGAAAGCAACCUUUAAUUUUGUAACCUGGAGUGUGGUACUGUAGGCAACCCCAUUUGCCAUAGGAAGGUGUUUCCAUUCCACUAUGUCCAACUGCAGAGGGCAUUCAGGGAGCCAUAGGAUAGCCAUUUAGAAGUUCAUAGGAUAGGAUAGACCAGGGGUGUCCAACUCUGGUGCUUCAGAUAUUCAUGGACUACAAUUCACAUCACGUCAUGCCAGCAGGAGCUGAUGGGAAUUGUCGUUCAUGAACAUCUGAAGUGCCAGAGUUGGACACCUCUGGGAUAGCCAUUUAGAAGUUAAUUGUGCAGUGAGCUUAAGCACACCAUUACUCACACCCCAUUGCUUCUCCAUAUUUCUGAAUAACUGUGGACAGCUAGUCAUGGUGGGUUAACUCUAUUGUGAGACUCUCCAGAUGACUGCCCUAUUUUCUGUGGUACAGGCAUCAUGCUACAAAGUUUGAGAAAGUAAGCACAGAACUCCUCGUUAUUUGAAUCAGUCGGUAGUGCAGAGCUUCAAAUGUUACCAGCAAAUGGCAAUAGAACUAGUAAGAAUAUUUUGUCAAACAUGAUGCAAAGGAGAGAGCGAUGUCAGAAGAACACCUUCUAAAAGUUUCACCUGGGCAGGGACCAGAUUGACUUAGGUGUUGAUGGUAGUCUUGUCCAUUACAGGUCAUAGUGUCUGAUAGGAUUCCUGUGUCUCCCAAUCUGCUGCAAUGCAUUUGCCAACUUUUUUCUAUGAGGUUCACCAAAAUAAUUAUGUCUUUGUUUGAGACAAGCCUACCAUCUUAUUCACCUGACCCAGAAGCCUUCUUUCUUCCAAUUUCCCUGCUUUACAUUAUUAUGAACCAACACUUCUAGCCAUAUAAUCAUCCUCUCAAAAGAUUGCCUUCGUCCACUGGGGAACCAUUUUUAGAAUUUGGUGAGUAGAAUAAUCUGUUAUUUUAAGGAUGGCCCAAAUUCUGUUGAACUAUUUUUUCUCCCAUUGGCAUUUUGUAAUUUUUGUGCUUCAUUAAAACUACCACAAAAGUAAGCUACAAUAAAUGGAAAUGAAUCAAA
Messenger RNA from Sphaerodactylus townsendi, 2642 nucleotides. It is a transcript of the gene S100Z, whose product is annotated as S100 calcium binding protein Z. Lineage: Eukaryota; Metazoa; Chordata; Lepidosauria; Squamata; Sphaerodactylidae. Gene Ontology annotation, cellular component: cytoplasm. Gene Ontology annotation, molecular function: calcium ion binding. The transcript is spliced from 4 exons. The coding region runs from base 150 to 449 and encodes 99 amino acids. The record is from RefSeq and is a predicted model, not a curated record.